AUGAUGGUCGGUGGCGUUUUCGGGUGUUUCAUCACUCGACAGGGUCUGGAGGAGCUCCGGCGCUACGAGUACCGCGGGGGCGGCAGCACUCCCAUUGAUCGGUUGAUGAAUCCUUGGUGGGAUUACGUCGCGGGCAAACUUCCUCUUUGGCUCAGUCCGAACCUCCUGACCGUCUUCGGCUUCGGCUGCACUCUCUUGUGCAUGCUGCUGGUCAUGAGCUGGAUGCCCCACUUGAGAGAGGCCGCGCCCCGCUGGGUGUACUUCGCCAUGUGCCUCCUUCUCUUCGUCUACCAAACUCUGGACGCUGUUGACGGGAAGCAAGCGCGAAGAACAAAUUCGUCGACGCCUCUGGGGCAACUGUUUGACCACGGCUGCGACUCGUUCAGCACAGUAUUCGCUGUCUUCAUCAACGCCGCGACCGCGCGCAUGGGCGUCUGCAUGUUUUCCUACGUCCUCUUGGCCAUUCUGCAAAUGCAAAUGUUCAUCUAUUCGUGGUGGGAGAUCCACUUCCACGUUUAUCGCUGUCACACAGGCGUCACCGGCGUCACGGAGGGCCAGCUUGUCACGAUGGGUGUGAAUCUGCUCGGAGCUAUUUUCGGUCCUGACAUUUUUCUCCUCACCUUCGGCCAGUGCCUCGCCCUCACUUAUAGCUCAGCCGCUGCUUUCUUCCCCGACUGUCUGUUGAACACUCCGAUGCAGUACAUCAUAUCCUUCCCCUUCUACCUUCUUUUAACCUACAUGCUGGUGUCCGACAUCUUCAAUGGGUGCCGACUCGUCAACGACAAAGCGCUUGCCAUUCCGCAACUGAUUGGCUGCUUUUCGCACGUACUCUUCCAGUUCGCUUUCUUCUGCUCGGGUCUCAUGCAGACCCACCCUGCGGUGUGCUACUCCCUCAUCAUCAUUAAUUCGUCAAUCGUCGUCCUGCGCAUGAAUAUUGCAGCGACGUGCAGGCUGCGCUUCUACCCCGUUCAGUGGCCGGCGCUGCCGUUCUACGCGACGAGUCUCUACUUCUACUUGGCAUGUCCGAAUCCGUCUUCUCCGCUUGCGGCGGUUCUCUCCUCGCCGCUCUCUGAAGCGCAACAGGCGUACCAGCAGAAGCAUGUGAUUCCCUGGGUGUUGACUGCCGUAAGUCUCUGGAGUGUCUUCUACCUGUACGACUUCCUGCUCAGCACCAUCACAGCGAUAUGCAGUCACCUCGACAUCACAUGUUUCUGUGUGAACGCGAAGGAAGAGAAAGGGAAGGGAAGAGGCCGAGGACCCUCCGCAGGGUCGCCGAAGCUCGAGGGACUGCAAGGAGACAGUCCAGUCGCGGCGCGGGGAGGCACGAGCCCUAUGCAGACGAGGCGCCGAGCACAGGCCGCUGUGAAUGCUCAAGAGCUUAAUGCUCUCAAAAAGAGCUCCUAA
This is a messenger RNA of Toxoplasma gondii ME49, 1404 nucleotides long. RefSeq names its product CDP-alcohol phosphatidyltransferase superfamily protein. The record is from RefSeq and is a predicted model, not a curated record. Gene Ontology annotation, biological process: phospholipid biosynthetic process. Bases 1 to 1404 code for a protein of 467 amino acids. Gene Ontology annotation, molecular function: phosphotransferase activity, for other substituted phosphate groups. Gene Ontology annotation, cellular component: membrane. The transcript has 11 exons. Lineage: Eukaryota; Apicomplexa; Conoidasida; Eucoccidiorida; Sarcocystidae.